GCGGAGAGUAAUGCGAUGGGAAACGGACCGAGCCGAGCCGGUAAAUCCAUCGAAGCCGCUAAAGCCUUAAUGAUAUCGACAACAAAGCCUCACGCCCGUCCCGGCGACCUCCCUCCUACACUCGCGGCUCAUGCGGCCGGCGCUUUCCUCCCACCGACGCGACCCCUUUACUCCCUAACAACAGCACCCUCUCUUUCUCUAUUCCCACCCACACCCCAUUUUUUCAACGCACCGUUCCCGAUGGGCGACCUAACGGACCUCCAAACGACGCCGUCCAAUGCCACCACCACCCCUCCCUCCUCCAACCCUCGCCCCAUGCCCGUCCGCGAAGACUGCUGGAGCGAGGACGCCACCUCCACUCUCGUCGACGCCUGGGGCCGCCGCUACCUCGAGCUCAACCGCGGGAACCUCCGCCAGAAGGACUGGCAGGAGGUCGCUGACGCCGUCAACGCCCUCCACGGCCACACCAAGAAGACCCACCGGACGGACGUUCAGUGCAAGAACCGAAUCGAUACAAUUAAGAAGAAGUACAAGGUGGAGAAGGCUAGGGUUUCGUCCUCCAACGGAACCCUAACCUCGUCGUGGCCUUUCUUCGAGAGGCUCGACUCCCUCAUCGGAUCUAAUGUCAAGAAGCCGUCUCCCUCGCCUCUCUCGCCUUCGCCGCCGGUCGCCGUUCCGUUGCCUUUGGGGUACCGGAAGACGCCGUCCUCGGCUCCGGUGGUGACGGCUGUGGCGCUUCCGCAGAAGCGGUCGGCGUCGACUGCGGCGCUCGACGAGGGUUUCUUUAGGAUGAAUUACUCGGCUGUGGCUGCGGCUGCAGCCGCGGGGGCUGAGGACGAUGACGACGAGGAUGAGGAUGAGGACGAUGAGGAUAACGAUGAGGUCGAUGAGGAGGUUGAGGUGGAGAGGGAGAGGGAGAGCGGAGGCGAGAUUGGAGGCGGGGGAGGAGAAGGGUUGAAGAGAUUGGCGAGAGCGAUUGAGAGGUUCGGAGAGGUGUAUCAGAGAGUCGAGGCCGAGAAGUUGAGGCAGAUGGUGGAGUUGGAGAAGCAGAGGAUCCAAUUCGCCAAUGAAUUGGAGGUGGAGAGGAUGAGGAUGAUCAUGGACACGCAGGUCCAGCUCGAACGAAUUAAGCACGGCAAGCGAUCGGGCUCUAAUGAUAUCUUUAGCUAGCUAGCCCAGUGACGGAGAAGCUUUAACGUUAAACUUACAUGGGGGAAGCGUUAUGUAGCAUCUCCUUGAUUAUCCUAGAAAGUACAUAUUGUUGCAGCUGAUGAUACUGGACCUGAGAGAAACUGCUGUCACCAACAGUCCCGAGUUUUCUUUUCGGCUCUUUUUAUCUUUUCUUUUCUUUUUUUUUCUUUCGAAAUUACUAUUAUUGUCAACUAUUAUUUUCGGAACAAUAUAAUUGUAUUGUUAGCUUUUAUUAGUUUGAACUCCACAAUUCUAGUUGUCUUGCAAUAUAUAAAUUAGCAGUUAACUU
Molecule: messenger RNA, 1480 nt
Organism: Pyrus x bretschneideri (Chinese white pear)
Lineage: Eukaryota; Viridiplantae; Streptophyta; Magnoliopsida; Rosales; Rosaceae
Product: trihelix transcription factor ASIL2
Cellular component (GO): nucleus
Molecular function (GO): transcription cis-regulatory region binding
Source: RefSeq, a predicted model, not a curated record